GAGUAAGUUCAGUGCUCACACAGCACAUCUCUCUAUCUCUUCCCCCCCUCGCUUCAGUUUCUCAUACCUUUGCACCACCACCGGGGGUUCCUCCAGAACGCUCGCCGAGAGAAGAGCGCCAUGGCCCGCGUGGUGGUUGAAGGGAUGCCGGAGACGGCCGUCGGAGGAGGAAUGAUGCUGAACCGACGGACGAGCAAAGCCCGGCGGAGAAAGCGAAAGGAGUUGUUCGCCUUCCAGAUGUGCUUCGCGGGGGUACUGCUGGGGCUCGUCGUGGGGUUCCAGUCUCUGGCACAGAAAGCAGGAUAUCACGUUUCAAACUCCAUGGUGGAUGAGGGGGCGAGGUGGGAGAGUCGUCACCUACUACAAGAAGUCUAUGACAACGAAUCCAAGCUCUACGUUGAGCCUGAAAAAAACUGUACCGAACCAGCAAUCCAUGAGUUCCCCAGGGAUUAUUUCACCAACCAGGAGCGCGUUGAUGGAGCAGUGGGCCUGCACGUCCUCUGUGCAGUCUACAUGUUCUAUGCCCUGGCUUUGGUGUGUGAUGACUACUUUGUCCCCUCACUGGAGAAGAUAUGUGAGCGUGUUCAGCUGAGUGAGGACGUUGCAGGAGCUACCUUUAUGGCAGCAGGAAGCUCGGCUCCUGAGCUGUUCACCUCUGUCAUAGGAGUUUUCAUCACUAAAGGUGACGUCGGGGUGGGCACCAUCGUGGGCUCAGCAGUGUUCAAUAUCCUCGUCAUUAUUGGAGUGUGUGGGAUAUUCGCUGUACAGACAAUACGUCUCUCCCGAUGGCCUCUGAUGAGAGACUCGAUCUAUUAUACCUUAUCUAUCUCUGCUCUUAUAGUGUUUAUAUAUGACGAGAAAGUGGUUUGGUGGGAAGCUCUCACGUUGAUCCUGAUGUACUUCGUCUACAUUUUAAUCAUGAAGUGUAACUCCCAUGUUGUCCGUUUUCUGGAGAGGCGGAAGAAGAACUCGUCUGGUUUGAGGAAUGGAGCAGCCAGUAACGCUGAAUUAGAGGACGGCUGUGAUGCUACGGCUGUUCUUCUAAAGAAAGCGAACCACCACAGGAAACCUUCAGUGCUGAUGGUGGACGAGCUGCUGUCAGCGUACCCCCACCAGCUCUCCUUCUCUGAGGCCGGCAUGAGAAUCAUGAUCACCAGCCACUUCUCCCCCAGAACGCGCCUCACCAUGGCCUCACGAAUGCUCAUCACCGAGAGGCAGCGUCUCAUCAACACACGGACUUUGACCAAUGGUGACUCUGAUGUCCCGGUGAAAGGAGGAAGUAGGCGGGGCGUAGAAAAUGGCCUGUCUGGAGCCGAGAGGGCCAUCAGCGGUCGCCAUGACGACCGAGAGGGGGGCAACGAGACAGAGAACGAGGACAACGAGAACAACGAGAAUGAUGAAGAGGAAGAGGAAGAUGAUGGAGAGGGACCAUUGGUUCCCUUCCAGUGCCCAGCGGGUGUAUGCAACAAGCUAAAGUGGCUUCUAGCCUGGCCCCUGUGCCUGCUGCUGUACUUUACCGUCCCUAACUGCUCCAAGCCCCGCUGGGAGAACUGGUUCAUGCUGUCCUUCGUAGCCUCCACUCUGUGGAUCGCUGGCUUCUCCUACAUCAUGGUCUGGAUGGUAACAAUUAUAGGCUUCACGCUCGGUAUCCCAGAUGUCAUCAUGGGCAUUACCUUCCUGGCAGCCGGCACCAGUGUCCCCGACUGCAUGGCCAGCCUGAUAGUGGCAAGACAGGGAAUGGGAGACAUGGCGGUGUCCAACUCCAUCGGCAGUAACGUGUUUGACAUCUUGGUGGGCCUCGGUCUCCCCUGGGCCCUGAAGACUCUGGCUAUCAAUUAUGGCUCUGACAUCAAACUCAACAGCAAAGGACUGAUCUUCUCCGUCGGCCUCCUGCUGGCCUCUGUGUUUAUGACUGUCCUGGGAGUCCACCUCAACAAGUGGACGUUGAACAAGCGUCUGGGUUUCAUGUGUCUCUUUCUCUACUCGGUCUUCCUGUGUUUCUCCUGCCUCAUUGAGUACAACAUCUUCACCUUCGUCAACCUGCCGACCUGCCGUGACGAAUGAGACACACAAACACAGUCGCAUACACACACACACACACACACACACACACACACACACACACACACACACACACACACUGAUGCACACACUCGCACGAGAAGUGGUGUUUGCGUGAAAGAGACGUGGUAUUUGAUGAUAGAUUGAGAGCGAGGAAGUAGAAUUAAAAAAAAUUGUAAAACAGCAGAAAUGAUUUGAAGAAAAAAAAAAGGGUCCUGCUUUUAUCUCUUUUGUGAGGAGAGAUCCGGUUCUGCUCUUUUUCUCUUUUUUUUUUUUUUUUCUUGGUCUUUCUGCACAGUGCAAUAUGAAGCUGCUCUGGUGUUUGCUCACAACCAGAGUGUGGGAUUAAUUUCAGGCGCAGAGAUAGGAAUGACUGACUGUUUCUAAGCCUUCCCAAAGGACUGCACUGAGGACAACAACAACAACAACAACAACAACAACUUGUUUACCGACUACUGCUUGCUUCUGGCGCGAGGACCUUUUUUUCCCCCACAGUGUUUUGGUGUGAAAGGUGUAUUGUUUACUAGCUGCUAACCUUUCCUGAGAGGAAAGAAGAAUCGUAUAGAUAUUCGGAGUUAUAUUGAUAAAAGCAAUGAUGUAAAGAGUUUGGGGGGUGGGGGGGAUUGCGUGCGGCGUCGCAGACAAUGAGCAUUCGUUUCAGAAAAAGAACGGAAUCUGACACAUUUUGUCCCACUCCAUUGUUGAGUUGUGACUUUUUACAAUGUUCACAACAUUUUCAGACACACAGCAAAUCAGAACUGCACGACCCCGUCCUACGACGCAGAAUUACCCCGCCCCCCCCUUUUAUAAAUUAACUGAAAUAGCAUCACAGCUGUAGCUUCUGUCUUUUGUACUGAGAGUUUAUUAGAUUUAUGGAGAGUUUGUAUUUCUUUUCUCUUGUGUAAAUAGCCCACCUGUGUAAAUACCCCCCAGAUGUGAUAUGUAUUAUUUAUUCAUGUCAAACGCACAUUUCUCCUCUGGAGGUCACAAAACACCCAGGCAGGUUUUUAUUUAUGGAUCCAGGGGUAGCUUAAGUCCACACCUAAGACCACCAAAUUCAGAAGACCACUGGUGUUGAAGCAAGCACAAUUUUCUCUGGAGGUGGAUUUCAUUUAUAGCGUGUUUUAGUUUUGUGAUGAUGUAAAAAAAAAAAACAGAAGUCAAACAUGCACUGAAGAGCUGAAAGACGCUUCACAGGGACACAGGAAGUUCUCCUCCUCAUAAUGCAUGCUGAUUACAGGGACAGCCUCCUUGUAAAAUGAAGCAGUGUUUGUGAGUUUAUCGUAGUGAAGAUUUUAGAUUUUAGGUUCCAGCAGUUUGUCAUGGGUUCAUGCACUGCUGCUUUUUUGUUUUUGUUUUUGCAAAGAAACUGACCAAAUAGACUCAAAAACAGUGGCGGCAUUAUGAAAGAGAAGAGCCAAGCAAGUUGGACGAGGUGUGUCCUCGAUGUUGGAUGGAUGUCCUGGGUUCUUACUCCUUUGUGGUCCCAAAGAGGGACUGAGAUAUGUUAGUGGUGUUACCGUAGGAGUAGAGUAAAGAUGCAAUAUAAAGCAUCAGAACUUUAGUCCCAGCUUCAAAUAUUUAAAAGUUGGGAUGUUUUUUUUUUUUUCCAGGAGUUCUUUGUAUUUUGUAAUGCCUAAUGUCUAACUUUUGUCCAGCUAUGGUAGGUUUGUGGUACAUAAAUAUUCCUACUAGUUUUUAGAAGCAUGUACAACGUGGUUUGUGAACCCUACAUGAGGAUUUUUUUAUUUCCAGAGUCGAUGCACGCCAGCGAAGUCACAUUUUUUUUUCCUCAAAGACUUCCGUCCCUGCAGAAGUGAACGCUCGUCCGUCAGGGCCCGUUGAUUCUCACACAGAAUGCAUCCAAAUGUCAGCUUUUCCUCCAGAAAGGUUCAUUUGAAAUGUCAAGUGCCCCACUCUCUUUUCCCCGUCGAGGGAAUGCAAGUGUCGAAACAAAGUCGAACUUCUUUUGCAGGUAUAUUUUAAUUUAUUGAUCAGACAUGAGAUAUCAAAUCUGAGAGGUAUUGUCGUUUGAAUGUACAAAUAAUUAAUGUGCUUUUGUGUUUAUAUUUCAUACGUAUUUAUUUCUUUUAGUGACACAGGUAGAGAACUCUGUGCUAUGACCGGGAAACAGGGUUUCAAUGUCUUUUGAAUCUUGCAAUAAUAAUAUGACCUUACAAAUAUGUAAAUAUGCUUUAAAGAUCAAAGAUGAAUUUAUAAGAGUUUAAAAAGAUGUAUUCAAAUUGUAAAUGACAUUUUCUCUAUAUGUGACACUGUAACAGCUCGUCAUUCCGGAUGAAAUUAUUUGUUAAUGAUUUUUCAACAAAUCCAAACAGGACUGUUAUGAACACAAAGAGCCCAUCAGCAUGGCCGGCACUACCACACAGCACAGUCAAAUUCCUAGUAAGCAGAAUUACCGAAAGCAUCAUCAGAUACGGUCCAUUCUGGUCUAACUGUUUGGCUGCAGUUCAGAAUCUGUCGUAUCCUUGCAGAAAAACGGUUGCACCUCAGUGUACAAAGACAGAGCUUUAUACAAAUGCAUGUUUUCAGGUCCCAUCUUUCUCAACAUUUUCAAACAAAUGUCCCUGAAGAAAUUCUAACUGGAGUUAAGAUUUAAUCUUCUGAGACAGGAAACAAAGAAACAUCUAGGUUUAGAUCAGUGGUUCUCAACUGGUCUAUUCAAAGGUCCUUCAACCAAUCAGAUUUAUUGAAUGAAAAAGAGUGCAGUUUGGACCACAGAUGGAAUGAAACGUAUGACGGAACAAAGAGAAGCAACAAAACCAAGAUGUUUUAAGAGAGCUUCAUAGACUUUUACUUUUUUUUUUUUCUCCAGUCACAUGUUCGCAACCCACUUUUAGAUCCCGACCCACCAUUUGAGAAGCACUGGUUUAGAUCAUGGUGUGACUUUAUAAGCAUUAACUUCUAUCAAGGGGAAUUCUAUGGAGGCUUAAUAACAUCAGUGAGGAACAAGAACCAAUAAAUUCAAUGUAAGAAGUGGCACAAGGGUUAGCAAAACAGUUAUGACAUUUGAACUCACAAGCUUCAAUUACUUAGAUACUUAGAUUUUACAAAUUAAACAAAGUGACGUAAGUCAAAUUAAGAAGCAAAAAUAAAAAAGUAAUUUUUAACUAUUUUAAGCUUUGAGUGAAACAUUUUGACCAUCAUGUGUCUGACUCAGUAUCACAUCUUUUAAACUGACUAAAUUCAAUCGUUUUUCACUUUUAAACGUAGGGUUGGUCAUUUUAUCCAGCAUACACUAUUCAUCACAUUAGUUAAAACGGUCUUUAGUCACAUAAAGAAGGAAGCGCUUUAAACGUGGACUGGUGCUAAGCACAGGGAGCCAACCAGGCAUUUGAUUGGUACUUUCCAUCCAGACCUCAUGGCAGUGAUAGGUGGGAGUUUGUACAGGUUCUUUUUUCUGAGUAUUUAUGGCAGCAUUUAGUUAGUUAAUAUCAUGUGAGCACAAUAUAACUAUCUUGUUCCCCCAAGUUAAUAUCUUGUAUCUUAUAUUUAUUCAUUAUUUAAAUCUCCAUUCAUUAUUUUGUGCUCGGGCUUUUCUUUUCUUCUUAAUUUUUGCAUAUUCCUCUGACCUUUUCCCCUUAAGCUGGCUAUUAUCAAUUCUAAUAAUAAAUGUUACAAACUGCA
Molecule: messenger RNA, 5706 nt
Organism: Labrus bergylta (ballan wrasse)
Lineage: Eukaryota; Metazoa; Chordata; Actinopteri; Labriformes; Labridae
Gene: slc24a3
Product: solute carrier family 24 member 3
Biological process (GO): calcium ion transmembrane transport; intracellular calcium ion homeostasis
Cellular component (GO): plasma membrane
Molecular function (GO): calcium, potassium:sodium antiporter activity; calcium channel activity
Source: RefSeq, a predicted model, not a curated record